AAUGGAUGCGCCUGCUGGACGAAAGGGAGCCAGUUGAUGCAGUGUACCUCGAUUUUGCCAUGGCGUUUGACAGUGUCCCGCAUGAGCUGCUGUUGCAAACAGUUUUCUGAGGUGCGGGAUGAUGGAGUUGCGACGCCCUACCAGUCUCGCCGGCCAAUGGCUAGCAGGCUGGGUGGUCGACUGGGUCUGAAACUCAGUUCAAGUUUGGCGUCACGUCUUGAUUUCUCGAUUCCUUCAGAGCUGGGACAUAAAUCAUCCAGCCGUAGGCACGUCGAUGAAAGUAUCGACCAUUCUGCGUCAGAUUGGUUUGGUUUAGUUGAUUGUUUUGACAAAGGGCGCAAUGUCGUUAGUGCCGCUCACCGACCGACGACUCCAGAGCGCUUAACCCGCGCUGGCUGCUCAAAUUAUGACUGGAAUCGUCAACCGCCUUCAUUCAUUGGUCCGGCCGUUCAUCAUAGCAGCUCUUAUCGUGGCUUGUCAUCUCCACAUCAUGGACACGGCCAUGAGCAUGGGUACGAGACUUGCCGUAGCGGCAGUCCUUGGCGUCAAGAGGUCCUGGAUGCAUAUUUUCGGGACAAUCCUUCAAGGGGUUCUCGCUUUCUCGCUAAUGCAGAGGAAGAAAUCUAUUUUCGUUGUCGCAGUAUUUCCCAGGAACGCAUAACUUUCAGAGAGCGUGGCAUCUCACCUCGAGACGACAAUUUUUCGACUCGUUGUCGAAGUAUCACUCCGCGCCGUCGAAGCAUCACUCCGCGCCGUCGAAGCAUCACUCCACGCCGUCGAAGCAUAACCCCUCGCCGUCGAAGCAUCACUCCGCGCCGUCGGAGCAUCACUCCGCGCCGUCGAAGCAUCACCACUCGUCGAAGCAUCACUCCGCGCCGUCGAAGCAUCACCACUCGUCGAAGCAUCACUCCGCGCCGUCGAAGCAUUACUCCGCGCCGUCGAAGCAUUACUCCUCGCCGUCGAAGCAUCACUCCGCGCCGUCGAAGCAUUACUCCACGCCGUCGAAGCAUCACUCCGCGCCGUCGAAGCAUUACUCCUCGCCGUAGAAGCAUCACCCCUCGCCGUCGAAGUAUCACUCCUCGCCGUCGAAGCAUCACCCCUCGCCGUCGAAGCAUCACCCCUCGCCGUCGAAGCAUCACUCCGCGCCGUCGAAGCAUUACUCCUCGCCGUAGAAGCAUCACCCCUCGUCGCCGCAGCAUCACUCCUCGCCGUCGAAGCAUCACCCCUCGUCGCCGCAGCAUCACUCCUCGCCGCCGAAGCCACACUCCUGAGCGCAACCAGAGUUACGCUGCGAAGACCUUGAGGUCGGUUUACGGCGAUCGCCGUACAGAAGGCGAAGGAAUAAGGUUCUCCGAAGAGACUUCCGCAGCUCACAUUCGAUUCAAGAAUGAAUUGCUCGCGCUUGAAGAGCACAUGAAUAAGAUGAAGACCUACUUCAAGGAUCACCCAAUGGCUCACCCCGAUUACGCCGAGGAAUGGAGGAGUUUCUAUCAACGACGCAGCAUGGAACUUCAGAGUCAAAAUAUUCCGGUGAAGGAUUUCGAUUUUCAGCCUGAAUGGUAUAAGGUGUGGUGCGCCAUUAUCGAUGAUCGCGCCAAAAGCCACCUUGACCAAGAACGCAAGAACCUGCGCAGCAAGCACGGCUUAGACCAAGAGGCUCGCGCUGAUGGCCAAGAUGAGGCGCCACCGCAUUCUUCUUCAACAACUUUGAAAACGGACGGUCGCCCUGACCAGACGCCCCACGGCAGUGAACAAACCAAGAAGAUUAUGAGUUUCAUCACAAAGGCUGCUUCUAGUCUGCCUCGGAGCCAUCCUAAAACACCUGCAGCCACCACAAGCACAGAUACUGGCUGUGAAUUCAAGUAUUCCGUGAUCAGCACACUCAAGUUAUUGAAUGAACUGGAGGCACACCUGGCAGAUUUGGCCCCAAAAAUAUCAAACUUACUCUUUGCUGCUGUCAAUGCAAAUAUUUUAGGAAAAGACCCCUUAUCUAUUUUCAAAGAUAUUCCCAAUAUCAAUACUGUUGAACGUUCCAAGAGGAAGAUCGAAGAUGCCAUGUUAAAAGAUCCCGGAUGCACCGAUCUCGACUCCAGCGGGAGUGUCUGCUUGCAGUCGGUGGACUGGUUGCUCUCUAAGAUUUGGAGCGAACACUUCUGCAGUGUGAACAUCAUAGCCAUCGCUGAUAAUAACCAUCAAUGUCCACUGUCAGAAAUUGCUCAAAAAGUUGUGGAACAGCUCAUGAUUCUUGGACGCCUGCAAGUGGAUGACACGAAACUCUACGCAAUUAUUGACGGUGUAAUCCAGGUACAAAAGCUACGACCGCAAUCGGUUGUGAAGAAAAGCCGGAUUUCUCGUCCUCUUGCGUUGACAGGAGCCAACUGGGAAUCCGGUUCUUUUUUGUCUUCAGCGGUUACUACGUCGAUGGCCGCAAGCAGCAGCAUUGACCCAAACACUCGAGGGAAUAUGACUCUCAGUGAAAGCGGAGGUGCACCAGCGCGACCAGUUUCUCACGGGUCUCUGCCUAAUAUGGAGUGCAUUGCAUCAGCGCUGGCGUUUCUAACCAAAGCUGGUGUAACUUCCGGGCAGCGUUCCGAUGCCCGAAACUUUUCCUCAGAUACUGGCGAGUUGCAGACCGGUCUUGCCGGCCACUCCCGUACGCCGGCCACUCGUGUGUGCCCUCCAAACUCGUAUCCUCGUCAGGAAAUGGAGGCUACUCGCCGCCCAUUUUCCAACCUGCCUAUAAUCCCACAACAGCAGGAACCCAUGCCUUUUGCGCCUCCUUCAUAUCCUCGUUUUUGAGAACUUGUAUGAUACCAUGCAAUCAUUAGGCCAUUGAAUGCGAAUCGAGAUAAAAAUUACUUUUAUGUGGCUACUAUAUAAAUCAAUGAAUAGAAAAUGACCUCACUAAUUGAAAAGUUCUUUAGUUUAAUCAAGAAACUUCAUAUGAAGCUUGAUUGCAUUCCUGUGAAAUAAGUUUUGUUUCAAAGCUACUAUUUUCUCACAUUAAGGCUCAAUUGCUGGCACGAUCCAAUCAAGACAUUAGCCAUGAACAGUAAUUAUAUUUAUAAUGAUUCAUGAAGGAAAAAUUUGAUCAUAACGAUGAAUGAAGUUAUGAUUUAUUCAUCUUUUGGAAAUAUGGGGCUAGCCAGUUGCGAGUUUUGUAAUUUUUUUUCAUUCAUCCUGGAUCAAAAAUAUGAACGGAGCCUCUGAGAGCGGAUUCAAGCCUAGCGAAUGUCAUUUCCUUUUACUUUAGUAUAGCUUCAGAAAUUUCAAUCCAGCAGCUACAUUAUGAAACGAACAUUUGUUUUUGGAAAGCUUUUGCAUGUUUAAUAUUAUUUUAUUUUGUCUGGAUACUGCGUAUGAAGCGUACUUUGAAAAUGCUCGCUCGGCGUGUUACGUUAUUUACCUGAAGUCAACGUUUGAAUGUCACUGUAAAUGUGGCGGCAAAGUUUAUGACAACAUUAAAAAAGUUUCAGCGCU
Messenger RNA from Hyalella azteca, 3480 nucleotides. RefSeq lists its product as uncharacterized. NCBI's taxonomy places the organism in Eukaryota, Metazoa, Arthropoda, Malacostraca, Amphipoda, Hyalellidae. The transcript has 4 exons. The annotation marks the transcript as partial. The record is from RefSeq and is a predicted model, not a curated record.